CAAAGUUCGCAGCGAAACAACAAACAAAGCAGACGGCAAUGUACUAGCUAACUUAGUUUAGUAGUUUGUAAGUAUCAAUUAUUACUACCUCAACUAAUUUUGACGAAAUGACAUCUGCGUUAUCUAAACAAACGUUGUUGUUCACGACAUUUAGUCUAGCUUUGACCCGGUUUUCAUACUGCUCAAUUGCAAAUGCUAACGUUAAUUCAAGCAUACCUGCGAUUGCAAAUUAUUUCGGAACGAAAGGCAGAUAUGAGGAAAUAAACCCUUAUCUCAUUAAUGACAUCCUCUCGGUAAACAAAUCCCUUCUAAAACCGGGAUGUACCGAUUGCACUGCUAUUCAUGUGACCGCCAUAAUUCGGCAUGGAACACGAUAUCCAACGACCAAAAAUAUCAAAAGGAUGCAACGGCUUUACGACCUUGUUCUAAACGACGCAAUGAACACCGAUAAAUGGCUGACUGAAAUAAAAACCAAGUGGGAAAUGUGGUACACUGAAGACAUGGAUGGGAAGCUUGUGGAAAAGGGGAGAGAUGACCAUCGACAUCUGGCUGUCAGGUUGGCAACAUUCUUUCCAUCUUUGAUGUCAGAGGAAAACCUCAGGAGCCAUCGUAUCCGUUUCAUCACUAGCUCCAAACACAGAUGCGUGGACAGCAUUGUCGCUUUCCAAGAAGGCCUACUCAACCUUUGGAAAGUAACAGAAGUUGGACCCAGCCACGAAAUCAAUGAUGAGUUGAUGAGAUUCUUUGACCAGUGCAAAAAAUUUGUUGACGAUGUGGAGAACAACAAAACUGCCCUCGAAGAGGUCCACCGCUUCAAGGCCUCAGCAGAGAUGAAAAUAGUGCAGAUGAAGAUGGCUGACCAACUGCAAGUUCCAUACAAUCACAUCACACCAGAUCUGGUGGAGGCUGCAUUCUUCCUGUGCUCAUACGAGUUUGCCAUCAAAUCUUUGAACUCCCCCUGGUGCAACCUGUUUGAUGAGACUGACGCCCAAGUGCUGGAGUACAAAAAUGACCUGAAACAGUACUGGAAGAGGGGCUAUGGUCAUGACAUCAACCGCAAGUCCAGUUGCACGCUUUUUCAUGACCUGUUCAAUCGCCUUGAUAAGGCUGCUCAUGAGAUCAGGUUUGGGCAUGUAUCUGAGGCUGUGACCAUUCAGGUGGGCCAUGCCGAGACCCUCCUGCCCCUGUUGGCCCUCAUGGGCUUUUUCAAAGACGAGACGCCCCUGACCGCUGACAACUUUGACCUGCAACAUGGCCGCACCUUCCGCACCAGCCGCAUCGUGCCUUACGCAGCCAACUUGGUCUUUGUGCUGUAUGACUGCAGUGAAGGCCUCCGGCUGCAGUUCCUACUCAACGAGACACCUCUGAAAUUCCCCGGUAUAAACCACCAGGCUCCACUGUACAAUACGGUCAGAGAGACCUACAGAGAGUUGCUGCACGGCUGCAAUUUCGAGAAGGAGUGCGAGCCGUCCAGACCCAACAGAAACUGUGAGCUGUGAGCUUGGGGCAUGUGAAGGUGGAGGGCUCUUUCUAUACAAGGGUUUGAAGACUCAAACGUCUGUGUCAUGCAAGAGAGGGGGUUUUAAAGGUUUUGUCUGAACCAGUUCCUUUUUCUUUAUGGUAUCUUUUUAGAAGUAACAGGUUUUACAGAUAGCUUUUACUGGGCCCCCUUUUUUGUCAGGUGUCACUUUAGCACAAGUUAUCAUGAUGCUUACUUUGUUUUCUAGGGUCAUCCAGGGUCUUAAUUGAAUUCACUCUUUUUAGAGGAGGGAGAGCUUUAUAUUUAUGCUAUUUCACGGUUUCAUUGAUUUAUAUUAUAUUGCAGAUUUUCCAGGUGCCUUUUUUGUGUUUUCAUACAGUAUGCAUUUUCCAAAAGCAGAAAGAAACAAUGAGUAGAAUAUAAUGUCUGCCACUGGAUAGAUGCAGUGGGUUGGGUUUCCUUGCUGAAAAACUCUUUGCAAUUGUUUGUGUUUGUUACAUUUUUUUGCUCUGUAAUGAGUCAUUUUGUGUGUUCUGAUUUUAUAUUUGCACUCAUUUAUCAGAGACAUUUACUCCAAAGUUUGCCUUUUUUUAAAUAUGGACUCGAACAUUAUUGGACUGCAUUGUGAACAAAAUAUACAUUUUGAACAAUAAGCUUUUCAUUUGGGGUUACCUUAGCUGAGUUACUUUAUUUAAUUAUUUUCUACAUUGUCAUUUGAUUUGUUUGUGAAAUAUUUCAGAUUAAAGUAAAUACCUUGAGAUUUUGA
Salvelinus namaycush (lake trout) is the source of this 2246-nucleotide messenger RNA. Its product is annotated as multiple inositol polyphosphate phosphatase 1-like. Lineage: Eukaryota; Metazoa; Chordata; Actinopteri; Salmoniformes; Salmonidae. The transcript has 5 exons. The record is from RefSeq and is a predicted model, not a curated record. The coding region runs from base 108 to 1499 and encodes 463 amino acids. Gene Ontology annotation, molecular function: inositol phosphate phosphatase activity; acid phosphatase activity.